This is a messenger RNA of Dentiscutata heterogama, 903 nucleotides long. Lineage: Eukaryota; Fungi; Glomeromycota; Glomeromycetes; Diversisporales; Gigasporaceae. The record is from the annotation of a GenBank genome assembly.
AUGCCACGUGCCCGAAUCGAAGGUCUACUUGCAUCUUUUCCAAAGUUAACUAGUGCUGGACAGCAACAUACUACUAUUGAGACUGAACAUGUUCGAUAUGUUUAUCAGCCGCUUGACGAGCUUUAUAUGGUUCUUAUUACAAAUAGACAGUCUAAUAUUUUGCAAGAUAUUGACACUUUGCAUCUAUUUGCUCGUGUGGUUUCGGAUGUAUGUCAUUCAACUGACGAAAGAGAAAUUUUAAGAAAUAGCUUCGAAUUGCUGAGUGCCUUCGAUGAAAUCGUGUCCUUAGGGUAUCGAGAAAAUGUUAAUCUCGCUCAGGUCAAAAGCAUUACGGAAAUGGAAAGUCAUGAAGAAAAGAUCCAAGAAAUAAUAGCGAGGAAUAAAGAGCAAGAAGCCAAAGAAGAACUAAAAAGAAGAGCUAAACAAUUGGAAAUGCAAAAGAAAGAAAUGCUCAAAAGAGGAGGUGGUAGUUCGUUUGGAAGCAGUUUUGGACAAUCUAUCAAUAGACCAUCUUCUUAUGCUGAACCACAGGUGCAAACAUCCUUUGAAGAAGGUAUACGUUCUACGUAUAGUAGUUCUCCGACACCAUCUCCUUCUAAAGCUAAGGGAAUGCAAUUAGGCCGAAAACAAAAGGGUGCUGAUUUGUUUGAGGCUGUUAAGAAUGAAGUUGGAUUUGAUGAUGUAUCUGAAAAGGCUAGUGUCAGAGGCACAUCUAUUCCAAAGGUUCCCGUUGAAAGUGUUCACUUAUCAAUCACUGAAAAGAUAUCUCUUCAGGCUAACAGAGAUGGUGGUCUUGAGAAUUUAGAGGUAAAAGGAGAUUUAGAACUCACCAUUUCUGAUCCAAAUAUGACACGAAUCAAGAUUUCUGUUCGUGCAGUUGACGAUGGCAAUCUGCAACUGAAG